Rosa rugosa (rugosa rose) is the source of this 1467-nucleotide messenger RNA. Its product is annotated as GDSL esterase/lipase At2g04570-like. Bases 67 to 1131 code for a protein of 354 amino acids. The transcript has 3 exons. Lineage: Eukaryota; Viridiplantae; Streptophyta; Magnoliopsida; Rosales; Rosaceae. Gene Ontology annotation, molecular function: hydrolase activity, acting on ester bonds. The record is from RefSeq and is a predicted model, not a curated record.
CCCAUUGAUCGAUAAUAUGUCCAAGGUUUGCUUCAAGCAAAAAACCAACACGCUUGCAAUACAGCUAUGGCACCCUGGCACAUUUCAUUUCUGCUCCCAACUCUCCUCCUAGUUCUACUACUAGUCACCAAAGUUGCAGCAAAAGUUCCGGCAGUCAUUGUGUUUGGAGACUCCUCCGUCGAUGCUGGGAACAACAACCAGAUUUCCACCGUUGCCAGGAGCAAUUUCGAGCCUUAUGGCCGUGAUUUCACUGGUGGCAAGCCAACCGGGAGGUUCUCCAACGGCCGAAUAGCCACGGACUUCAUCUCCAAAGCUUUUGGACUCAAACCGACCGUUCCGGCCUACUUGGAUCCUUCCUACAAUAUAUCAGAUUUUGCCACUGGUGUCACAUUUGCUUCUGCUGGCACCGGCUAUGACACUGCAACUUCAGAUGUGCUGUCUGUGUUACCGCUAUGGAAGCAAUUAGACUACUACAAGGAAUACCAAGCUAAACUGAGAGCUUACCAGGGAGGAAAUGAAGCAAAAGAAACAAUCAACGAAGCUUUACACGUGAUGAGCUUAGGAACUAAUGACUUCCUGGAGAACUACUACUCCACAUUUCCACCAUCAGGCCGAUCAUCCCAAUACACUAUCUCCCAAUACCAAGACUUUCUCAUUGGAACCGCAGCGAAUUUCGUGAAGGAACUCUACAAGCUCGGAGCUCGGAAAAUUUCCGUGGGAGGACUGCCUCCAAUGGGGUGCUUGCCAUUAGAGAGAACCAGUAAUAUCAUGGAUGGAAAUGACUGCAUUUCGAAUUACAACGAUGUGGCUUUGGAGUUCAAUAACAAGCUGAAUAUCUUGACCGUAAGCCUCAAUAAAGAGCUUCCUGGAAGCAAAUUGGUGUUCUCAAAUCCUUAUUUUAUUUUCCUGCAUAUGAUAAGAAGGCCUUCUUUCUAUGGUUUUGAGGUGACAUCAGUGGCUUGUUGUGCCACAGGAAUGUUUGAGAUGGGCUAUGCAUGCAACCGAAACAACAUGUUCACAUGCACCGAUGCAAGCAAAUACAUCUUCUGGGACUCCUUCCAUCCCACAGAGAAAGCAAACCAGAUCGUCUCUGAUUACUUGGUCAAACGUGCCCUGGCCCAGUUUCUUUAAUUUUCCUUCAAUUAAUAUAUGAAAGCUAGGGCAUUAAAUUACUAUAAAUCUAGGUUCCUAUCACCUUAGAUAGGUUGAUAUAUGGCUCUAUCCCCAGCUACUAUUUUGUGCCCAACUAAGUAUAGGUAUUAGGUUGUUUAGAAUUGCAUUCUGGUCGGUAAGGACUUCAUUUUGCUUUCUGCAGUGGAUGUUUCUACUUCCACCAUGGAAUGGCAAUAUGAUAAUACGGUAUUUAGUAAUAUUGUAGUACUCGUAAUAGUUUAAGUAUGUCUCUAUCUGGUGUGAAUAAUGGAUUCAAAUCCUCUUUUCAAUCUAAAUUCUAUGUAUUUUUAUGUA